AAUAAAGCGGUGUCGGAACUACUAUGAAAUUCUGGGGGUGGAGAGGGACGCCAGCGAGGAGGACCUGAAGAAAGCCUACCGCAAACUGGCCCUCAAAUUUCACCCUGACAAGAACCGCGCUCCCGGAGCAACCGAGGCUUUUAAAGCAAUAGGUAAUGCUUUUGCAGUUCUGAGCAACCCUGAAAAACGAUUGCGAUACGAUGAAUUCGGAAGUGACCAAGAACACGUCAGCACUGGCCAGGCCAGGCACUAUAAUUACUACACAGAAUUUGAAGCAGACAUUACACCAGAAGAAAUAUUCAACGUGUUUUUUGGUGGGCACUUUCCUACAGGAAAUAUCCACAUGUUCUCAAAUGUAGCCAGAGAUACGCACUACUAUCCACGGAGGCACCGAAAUGAGAGAGCCUGGACGCAGGAGCAAGAGGAGGAGGAAAACAGGCCACAGGUAGCCAGGAGGAGGGAUCGCUUGGGCUUAAAUAUUUCACCAGG
Molecule: messenger RNA, 489 nt
Organism: Antrostomus carolinensis (chuck-will's-widow)
Lineage: Eukaryota; Metazoa; Chordata; Aves; Caprimulgiformes; Caprimulgidae
Product: dnaJ homolog subfamily C member 18
Exons: 3
Biological process (GO): cellular response to misfolded protein
Cellular component (GO): endoplasmic reticulum membrane
Molecular function (GO): Hsp70 protein binding
Source: RefSeq, a predicted model, not a curated record